GAUUGUUCUAGCAAACCUGCUCUAGCAAUAUAUGUUAAGGUUGAACAAGAUUAUUUACCGGUACUCAAUGCUACUGUCACAGCUAUCGUUUCAUCAGAAUCGUCUUCCACGACAUUAUCUCUUUUCGACAACGGUUCGGGUUGCGACCUUAUGAAAGAUGACGGAGCAUAUUCAGGAUGCUUCACGGAUUUCCGAAAUAAUGGUAGACAUGAUGUCAAGGUCAAUGUUCUAGGAUACAUUGAUGUAGAAGGAGGAUCAUGGAGAGAGAGGAGGUCAGCUGACUCUAGCGAUUCCGUUCCGGCAGCGGCACCAUCUUUCAUGCGUACAGCAUCAGGAGGUGUCUUCAAGGUCGAAGGCUACGACCCUGAAGCUCCAGACAUCCUGCCACCGUCCCGUAUCCAUGACCUGGUGUAUACCUCAUUCUCAUACGAUAACAGCACAGUGACACUCAGCUGGACUGCUGUAGGAGAUGACCUAGACCAAGGAACGGCAUCCAGAUACGAGCUCCGCUAUUCUACCAAUAUCUCUGACCUCCAAAACAACUUUGGCAGUUGUCAUGAAGUUACAAGUGAUCAACUCGUCUACGGGAACCUCGAAAACAUCAAACCAUCAGGGCUUACUGAAACCAUCACCGUCACCCUUCCAGAAAGAGGGCAAGGUAUUGUGUACAACUUCGCAAUAAGGGCGUGGGAUGAGGCAGGGAAUGAAGGAGAUCUGUCGAAUUUCGCUUCCUUGUCAAUCCGCUUUAUACCAGAGCCUAUCGAACCAACUACCCAAGACCAAUCAUCCACCAAUCCGACAAGACUAGGUGAACCAUCUACCAAUCUUACUACACCAGACGGGUCGUAUUCCAAACCGACUAAUGAACAAGAAUUUCAUCCCGAUAAGAAAUACAUCGGUAUAUGGUGCGUGGUCGUAGCGGGGAUCCUUGCUGCUGGAAUUUGCAUUCCUAUCGUUUGCGUUUGGAUCUUCUCUUACAGACGCAAGUAUCCCGUGAAAUUCAAAACAGAGGAUGGUAUCCAAGUUGGAGGGGUGGAGAAAUUAAAUCCAACCUAUAGCAACCCCACUUUUGCUCCCAUAAUAUAA
Messenger RNA from Lytechinus variegatus (green sea urchin), 1086 nucleotides. RefSeq names its product calcium-activated chloride channel regulator 1-like. Lineage: Eukaryota; Metazoa; Echinodermata; Echinoidea; Temnopleuroida; Toxopneustidae. The record is from RefSeq and is a predicted model, not a curated record. Gene Ontology annotation, molecular function: protein binding. The coding region runs from base 151 to 1086 and encodes 311 amino acids. The transcript has 4 exons.